AUGUCGCACCUCUCCAGCCUCUUCGACCAGCUGGACACCAACGGGGACGGCGUCAUCUCCAGGGCCGAGUACGCCGCGGCUGGGCGGGGAGGUCGGGUGCGCUCGCCGCCGGGCGGCGCCAGCUCGGGCGGCCUCUCCCCCGCGCCGAUGGCCGUCGCGAGCGUGAGCAGCGGCGCCGCCGACAUCGAGGCGAUCGAGGUGAUGAAGUCCGAGCACUACGCGGCACAGAUGAGCCUCAACAAAGAGCAGGUUGCGAUCUUCAGCCGGGACAUGGACCGGUUGCAGCAGGCCGUCGCUCAGUUGCAGGAGCGCCCAGCCUCACGUCCAUGGGCGAAGGUUGCGCGAAGCUCGUCGACCGCGUCGCCUACCUGGAGAGGGACGUGGGCGACUCCUUCGAGAAGCACGUGA
Prorocentrum cordatum is the source of this 408-nucleotide messenger RNA. NCBI's taxonomy places the organism in Eukaryota, Dinophyceae, Prorocentrales, Prorocentraceae. The record is from the annotation of a GenBank genome assembly.